Messenger RNA from Bombyx mandarina (wild silkworm), 3100 nucleotides. It is a transcript of the gene Ent3, whose product is annotated as equilibrative nucleoside transporter 3. NCBI's taxonomy places the organism in Eukaryota, Metazoa, Arthropoda, Insecta, Lepidoptera, Bombycidae. Gene Ontology annotation, cellular component: plasma membrane. Gene Ontology annotation, molecular function: nucleoside transmembrane transporter activity; monoamine transmembrane transporter activity. The record is from RefSeq and is a predicted model, not a curated record. Gene Ontology annotation, biological process: nucleoside transmembrane transport.
AAACUAUUUUUGUUAUUCAUAUCAGCAUACAUUUUGAAUUAAUAGAACUUAAAAUAUCCUUUUCACUAGUGUCGGAAUGGUUUUAUAAAUCAGGUGUAUUUUGUAGAACUAUAACUGCAACAACAAAGUGAUAAAAUUCGAACUAUUAAUACGCUUAAUUAGACAAUAUAAUGUUUAGCUGAACAAUAUUUGGCUAAAUACAUUUAAAAAAAUAAAGUAUACAACAAAUGACGUUAUAUAAGCAAAGCUUUUUUAAAAAAAAUGACAAUGGAACUGUUGCUGAAAUUUAAAAAUGGGAAGUGACAAAGGGUGAGAAAAUGAAUGAGACCUUAGGACGAGGGUAUGCCCGCAUCGAUGCCAUCCGGGCAGCGCGGGGCGAGCCGUUCUCCACCCUGGUGGAGUCGGGUGCUCCGCCGCCGGACAGACUCUUCAUUGUCUACAUAACACUGUUCCUGGCCGGGGCAGCAUGUUUGCUGCCAUUCAACGGCUUCAUCAUAGCAGUUGAUUAUUACCAGGAUCAGUACCCGAACACGGCCAUAAUAUAUGAUAUAACUACAGUGUACAUAUCAUCGGCCUGUGUUGCAGUUGUCGUUAAUAACCUGUUGGUAUACAUUUCACAUUAUACCACACGCAUCACAUUUGCCAUCCUGUUCACGCUAUGCACAAUGCUGUUUGUAACGCUAUGCAACAUCGGUUGGGACAAGUUCUCUCCACACGUCUCUUACAAUAUUAACCUGAUAGCUAUAGGGUUUAUUGCAUUCGGUUGUACCAUCCAGCAGGCUUCAUAUUAUGGAUUCACAGGCUGUCUGCCGCCAAAAUACACGCAAGCCGUAAUGGCUGGAGAAAGCGCUGCUGGUUUCUGGGUGUGCAUCGAUCGAAUUGUAACAAAAUAUUGGUUUCCAUCGCCGCAACGCAGUACGUUUGUGUUCUUCGUAUUCUUAAUCCUAGUUCUCAUGGGACACUCAUUGCUCCAUCACGUUAUGAUGCGACAACUCUUCGUCCAGUACUACAUGAAACUUACGAAAGAAUCUCAACGUAGACGGCGUAUCCAAUUGCAUUUGACUCCUCACGACGAUACGACUUUGAUGGAGAAUGAAACUGCGGAAGCCAAUUUUGGAGUUCUUAAAUUGCAAAGCCCAGCAGUUUCUAGUGCUGGAAUUAAUGGACAAGCUGAAGGCGAAUCUAGCAAAUUUAGUUUUGCCAAUCCCGUAUAUUCACCGACUGCCACCAAUCCAGCGCCCAUUGCCGAGGGAGAGCCUUCGUCUGGAUCUCCUUCUACUUUGAGAACUCCAAGACCAUCGUAUAAGGUUGAGGAUGUUGUGACAGAGUCUCCAGGAAGACCCACCACAUGGAAAACUUUCAAACGUGGUAUGCUAAGUCGUUGGGCCGUAGCUCGUGCAAUAUAUCCGUAUAUGGUCUGCAUAGGACUAGUUCACUUCACUACGAUGAGCUUGUACCCGGGAAUCGCUUCAGAAGUACCAUCAUGCCGCCUCGGAUCCUGGAUGCCUGUCGUACUAAUGACAGCUUUUAACUUAUUCGACUUGAUUGGUAAAACUGCAGCAGCAUGGCCGUAUGAAUGGAGCCGUAGUCAGUUGUUGAUGGCGAGUGGCCUAAGACUGUUAUUAGUACCACUGGUCUUACUAUGUGCUGCACCCAGACAUUCGCCUCAUAUAGUUGGAGAUAUAUAUUCCAUAAUGUUUUCGAUCAUUCUGGGUUUUACCAAUGGUCUCUUCGGGUCAGUUCCAAUGAUGACGGCGCCUACACGCGUUGGAAGGGAAUACAGAGAAAUAGCGGGUAACGUGAUGACUCUUUCAUACAACGGAGGUCUGCUGUCUGGAUCGCUCGUUUCAUAUCUCUUAUUGGGCAUGCUGGGUCCCACGGGAGAGUCGCCGUGCCGAGUAUACCCCACCCCGAUCCUUCCCACUCUCCCACCAGCCCCACCACUCGCACCGCAUCCAAUUCACAACGACACAUAUCUAUCUGUCUUGCACUAAUUAUUAAUAUUAUAUAUUAAUGCACUACUAAUAUUUAAUUACCAAAAAUAAAUGAAUAAGAAAUGUAAUAGGAAGUUCAUGAGUAUGACGUAUUUUCUCUAAUUCUGUCUUGUGCAGUUUAUACAUAUUAAUUAUAAUUAGUUUACGAUGGCAGAGUUAUUACAUUUAAGGAUUUCAGGAAUCCUACGUAACAUUAUAAACAAUAUACUAUGUACUUGAAUUUAUCUCACCGUUUAUGGAUUACGUAGCGAUUACGGGCGUAUUUUAAAUGUAAAAACACAGAAACACGAACCAACGUUAGUGUCACCAAAGUUCGGUUUUUUGGUGGAAUAUUUUUAUUUUUCGUCGAAAUCUCUGACACCUGCAGUACAGAACAUUUUUGGUAAUUAAAGUAGUGUGACCAUCCACUAUGUGUAAAUAAAUACUAGCAAAAAAAUUGAAAUAAUAAUGAAACUAAGUCCGGGUAAAAAAUUAUAGUACCAUUUCUAGCAUUCAUUAUUUCUGUGUAAUUUUUAGCGUAAUUCUAAUUACUAGCAUCGCUUGAAAUUGAAAUUGAAUUAUUGACUCUCUUAUUAAAGACUGAAUCAUUUUUUAACUACAUUUUUAAAUAGCUCGGGUAAGCGUUUAUUUUUUCUCAAGAAUAUAUUUCUAAGUCUUCAAUAUAAAAGUACGCUAAUACUUUGACUGAUUAUGAAUAUUGAAAGAAAACAAUGGUAUAAAUACGAAUUCCAGUUUCAUAGUGUUAAAUGCAAACUUUUCACAUUCCGUGCAGUAAUUACAAUCAUGAUUACCAUAGCACGAUUAAACAGGAAAGUUAAUAAUUAUUAAUCCGACAAGCAAAUGACCCAAUAAUGAUAAUUGUAAAAUGGCACUCAACACGCUUAUAUGUAUCUUUUUUUAUUUAAAUUACUUAUUUAUUAGUGACAUUAACCUCACUUGUCGAACAACACAAUUUAUUGAGUAUUUAUACGCUGAUAAUAUCAGAAUUAAAUUAAUUAAUUAUUAAUAACUUUAAUUAAUAAUGGCCUAGAGCAAAAACCUCAAUUCACGUUGCACUAUAACUACUUAAUACUCAUUAAUUUUAUCUACCCUUGCUGCACAAACAU